AUGUUCGGCCAGUCCUCAAAGCGCCCACGCGACGACGACCGUGAGUCGGCGCACUUCGCCCAUGGCCCCAAGAGGCUCUGUCCGCCAUGGUACCCUGUUCCUGACGCGCAACCGGAGUCUGCCGCCGACCUUGGCCAGUCGCUGCGCUUUCGCGCGCCCACGCUGACCCCGGCCGACUCCUCGGAGGAAGAGGAAGAGGGAACCACAAACGGAGGCGCGGCGGCCGUCUACGGGGGCAGCCCGACCACGGCCAGGCUAGCGUAUGGCCCUCGCCCGCCGAUGCUGCAUCUGAGCGUGGAUGCCAAUACAGCGAAGCAGCAGCUCGCAGUCUUGGCCGGCGGCGACAACCUUUCGCCUUGGCACGUUGACUCACAGCCCGGCAGCCUUCAGCCCUCGCCAAUCCCGCACCAGCUGGUCAACCAGUCCCUGACCAUCAACGGCGUCCCGACGGCCACGCCGCCGCUGGGAUACUUCCCGGCCGUGGCGACGCCGCCCGCGAAUGCGCCCCUGCAGGAUCAGAUCAUGAUGGAGGGCGCGGCAUGCAACAGAGAAGCCCAGGCACCCAUGGACCGGCUCCCCAGCCCGGUCAGUGACAAUGACGACGCGAUUAUGGGUGAUCCCGGGAAUACGGGUGACGCAGACACGGAGAUGGGAGACUGCCCGGCACCAAGCUUCUCCCAACUCGCCCCGCCGGCACUUGCGGCAGAACUCGCGAACCUAUACCAGCAGGCUCCUCCCCCUAUCACGGAUCAUUACCAUUCUUCCACGUGCAAUGCAGUUCCACGCCGGCGGUCUCCCCUCGUCAUGGGCUACCGCGCAGGCUGCAACAAGUGUCAGUGUAAGGCCCCCGGGCACUAUAGCCACAUCCGCCGCGCUUGA
Messenger RNA from Penicillium canariense, 879 nucleotides. RefSeq lists its product as uncharacterized. The transcript has 2 exons. The coding region runs from base 1 to 879 and encodes 292 amino acids. Lineage: Eukaryota; Fungi; Ascomycota; Eurotiomycetes; Eurotiales; Aspergillaceae. The record is from RefSeq and is a predicted model, not a curated record.